CGCUUGACGCGUUUCCAGGAGCAUUGUGAUUGGUUAAGUUCAAAACCGCCAAAGACAGUUUGACCAGGAAUUUUGUUGUGUUCAAUGUUUCGGAACACAUGUAAAGAUGAUGGAAUCAUGUUUCAACAAUAAAUUGGAGAGAGAGGAGGCAGUGGACAUAUUAGUGGAUGACCUGAAGAAAGACCUUUUCUCAGAGUUCAACUCGAUACCACUCAACCGACCGGACUCCCAGGACUCUUCCAUUGAAGAGAGGGAACACUUGCAGGUGUAUCUCCGCAUCCGACCUUUCACGACCACAGAAACUGAAAAUGGCGAGUCACAGGAUUGUGUUGGCAUUGAAGUCCCCGACACAGUACUACUCAAGGCUCCAAGAGCUUCACUGUCAGCCAGACUCAGUGACAAAUCAGACAUGCAGACUGCUCAGCGCUUUCAGUUCUCACAGGUGUAUGGGCCAGAGACCACUCAGAGGGAGAUAUUUGACGGCACUGUGAAGGGCCUGGUGAGAGACGUCCUGGAGGGGGGGAACUCUCUGGUCUUCACCUACGGAGUCACCAACGCCGGCAAGACCUUCACAUUCUUAGGUCCAGACACCAAUGUGGGUCUGCUGCCGAGGUCUCUCAACAUCAUCUUCAACAGCAUUGAGGAGCGCAUCUACCAUCACAUGAACAUCAAGCCCCAGCGCUGCCGAGAGUUCGUCAGACUCACCAAGGACCAAGAGAGCGAGGAGGCCACUAACAAGAGGAACCUCUUCAGGCUCCUCAAGGAGACUGAUGCCCACAAGAGCAUGGCUAACUCAACCUGCAAGACAAGCCUGGAAGGUUCCACCCUGCUGGACGCGGAGGGCACUGUGAUUAAUGACAGCUUCAGUCUGGAUCUGGAUGCAGACAUCAAGUUUUCUGUGUGGGUGUCCUUUUGUGAGAUCUACAAUGAGAACAUCCAUGACCUGCUGGAGGCUGUUCCCUCAGGGGCCCUGAAGAGGACCACGCUCAAGCUGUCCCAGGACAUCAAGGGAAACUCCUUUGUGAAGGACCUGCGGUGGGUGCAGGUGAACAGUGCAGAGGAGGCCUACAAGGUGAUGAAGCUGGGCAAGAGGAACCAGAGCUUCUCCAGCACCAAGCUCAACCACCUCUCCAGCAGGAGUCACAGCAUAUUCUCUAUCCGCGUCCUGAGAAUCAAAGACGUUGGAAUUCCACGCGUCAGUGCAGUAAGCGAGCUCUCGCUGUGUGACCUGGCUGGCUCUGAAAGGUGCGCCAAAACCCAGAACAAAGGUGAGCGUCUGAAAGAGGCGGGAAACAUCAACACCUCCAUGCUCAUCUUGGGGAAAUGCAUCAACGCGCUCCGACACAACCAGACGGCCAAACUGCUCCAACACGUUCCCUUCAGGGAGAGCAAGCUCACCCACUACCUGCAGGGUUUCUUCUGUGGCCGGGGCAAGGCCUGCAUGAUCGUCAACAUUAACCAGUGUGCCUCCACGUAUGAUGAGACCCUCAACGUGCUCAAGUUCUCAGCCGUGGCUCAAAAAGUGGUAGUCCUGACCACCAAGACCAUUCCCAACUUGCCUAAGAUGUCGGCCCGGGAGGUUUCAUUCAUCAUCAACAACGCAAACAGGAAGGAGCUGUCGGCUUUCCGGAGGAGGAGCUCUCUGGUCGGCUGGGAGACCAGCCUGGAGGAUCUGCGGGAAAGCGAGGAUGAUGAUGAUGAUGAGGAGGAGGAGGAGGAGGAGGAGGAAGAUGAAGAGAGCAUGAUGGAAGAAACCAUUCACAAGGCAGACAGUGAUGAUGAAAAAAAUGAAAUUAUUGUCAAUAAACUGACAUACAUGAGUCAGGUGGCGCUGUUGGAAGAGCUGCAGGAGCUAUUACGGAAGGAGAGGGCUGACAGUCAAGCUCUGGAGGGGCGCGUACGAGAAGAAGUCUCCAAAGAGUUCUCUGAGCUGUUCUCCCAGAUACAGACAGACUGCAACGAGCGUCUGCUGAGAGAAAAGGAGAUCAUCGAGGAGAGAGCAGAGAGGAGGCUGGAGAUCCUGAAGAACCUGGUCACCAAGAACACCAACCAGAAAGACACGACCACAGAGGACAUGUCGUUCUCCCUGGAUGGGAUGAUUGACUCCAUGUGCAGUGACCUGGCAGGAAUCAGGCAGGAUGCCCAUGAUGCCCACACCUGUCUUGGAGAGAACAGAAAGCACAGCUCCCAGGCCCAGAGCUUUGGUAGUGUUGAGACCAUGGCUGACCUGGAGAAGAGGGUGUCAGAGCUGUCUAAACAGCUACAGCAGGCACAGGAGGGCCUCUCCACCAAAACCACUGAGCUGAGGGAUUACUGCAGUCAAGCACAGCAGGCAAACGAGCAACUAUAUCAGGCAAAAAAGAGUUUGGAGGCCCAGGAGAAGAAGUUCUCCGAGCUGAUGGAGAUGUGUCAUGAGAAGGACGAGGCCAUCUCUAAGCUGCAGACCACCAUGGACCUGCAGUUUGACGCUGCUGCCAAGGAUAAGGCUAUCCUGGACUCCAAGGAGAUCUGUUGUCUGGAUAGCAUAUGCACCUGCUCCAGAAGGGAAAGGCCCAGCUUUCGCACUGACAGCCGCAAACGGCAGGUGGGGGGGCAGUCAAACGUGGAGGAACAGCCCCCUCUAAAGAAAGGAUCUUUUGGGGAGGAGGAGGAAGACGGACUGCAAGAUGAAAUGCAGGACUUCUUGGAGGAGGAAGGGCAGGUAGCCCCCCUUGCUGGCAUGGUGUCUGGCGUGGAGGGGUGUGGCAGGCUGGAGGAACGCCUGGGAGAGCUGCAGGAAAAACACCUGGGUGAGGAGCAGCAUACUCGGGAGCUAACCAUGGAGCUACGGGAGGCUAAGCAGGGGAAAGAGGAGGCCCUAACUGCCCUCAUGGAGGUAACACAGGGGAAAGAGGAGGCCCUAACUGCCCUCAUGGAGGUUAAACAGGGGAAAGAGGAGGCCCUAACUGCCCUCAUUGAAGCUAAGCAGGGGAAAGAGGAGGCCCUAACUGCCCUCAUGGAGGUAACACAGGGGAAAGAGGAGGCCCUAACUGCCCUCAUUGAAGCUAAGCAGGGGAAAGAGGAGGCCCUAACUGCCCUCAUGGAGGUAACACAGGGGAGAGAGGAGGCCCUAACUGCCCUCAUUGAAGCUAAGCAGGGGAAAGAGGAGGCCCUAACUGCCCUCAUGGAGGUAACACAGGGGAGAGAGGAGGCCCUAACUGCCCUCAUGGAGGUAACACAGGGGAGAGAGGAGGCCCUGGCUGCCCUCAUGGAGGUAACACAGGGGAGAGAGGAGGCCCUGGCUGCAGUUACACUCAAGAAGGAGGAGGUUAUCAACCAGACUACCAGAGCUGAGCAAACCCUGAAUGACCUGCAGGCUGAACUGGAAAGAUACGACCACCAGCUCAGAGAUAAAAACGCUCUGAUUGAGACCUUGACCCUGGAAGUCAAACGGCUGGGGCAGGAAUCGGAGGUGGUUGAAGUGUCGUCAGGAAGCCAGGAAGACGUUGUCAGAAAGGAGCUCUCAGAGGCCCAGGAGGAGAGGGAGAAGAGACUGCUGCAGGUCCAAACGCUGGAACAGGAGCUAGGAGAGGCUAAAGACCAGCUUUCCCAACAACAGCUGACUUCAGACCAGCAGGUAGAGAUACUACAACAGAAGCUAAAAGAACAACAACUGACCUUAGAAGAGCAGCUGGAAGAUCUUGAACAGAAGCUCGCCCAAAACAAGCUCAGCUCCGAACGCGAGAUAAAAGAGCUCAAAGAAAAGUUCGACCCACAAGUGCUAAACUCCGAACAGCAACUACAGGAGUUCAAGCAGAAACUUGCGGAACAAGAGCUGAAUUCAGACCACCUGAAGGCACAGCUGGAGGAGGCUGCUGCUGAGGUCCUUAAGAGCAACAGCUCUGCAGAGAAGGAGGAGCUGAGCAGAUUAAACUCUAAUCUGGAGGCUGAGGUUUUGACCCUGAGGUUAAAGGUCACUGACCUGGAAGAGAAGCAGUGUGCCCGGGAUGCUGAGAAAGAGGCUACCACAGCUGCCCUGAAUCAGUCUGAAAGCCACCAGCUGGCAUUGCCUACAGGAGAAAUGGAGAGAAGGCAAGCAGAGAAGGAGGUGGAGAUGGAGAGAAGGCUGGCUGAGAAGGAGGAGGAGAUUGAGACAAGGCUAGCAAAGAAAGAGGAGGAGAUUGAGAGAAGGCUAGCUAAAAAGGAGGAGGAGGUGGAGAGAAGACUCGCUGAGAAGGAGGAGGAGGUGGAGAGGAGGCUAGCAGAGAAGCAGGCGCAGGUGACAGGACUGCAGAGGAGCCUGAGGGAGGCGCAGGAGCGCAGAGAGGAGGAGGAGAGCACGGCGGUGCAGGAGGCCAGGAGGAGGGAGGUGGAGAGACGGCGGGAGCUGCUGGCCGUGGCGGAGGAGGCCAUCGCUGAGAAGAAUGCCGAGCUGGAGAAGAAAGCCCAGGAGGUCUCCAGACUGAAGGAGGCUGCCAAACUGGACUCAGAUAAGGUGAAGAGCAUAAGUUUAGACCUGCAGAGGAAAGAGGACGACACCUCUGACCUGAAGGAGAAACUGGCUGACUCCAAGAAACAGAUACAGCAAGUUCAAAAAGAGAUCUGCUCCAUGCGUGAUGAGGAGAAAUUCUUGCGCCAGAAGCUGCUAGACUUGGAAAAAGCUAAGAAGCAGUUUCAGGCAGACCUGGCCAGCAGAGACAAGACCAUCCAGCACCUCCGGACAGACAGCCGGCCUGACGACAGCCUGCAGCUCUACCAGCAGGCCUGCAAAGACUUGCAGGCUGGUGAGCGUGCGAUGGAGGACAUGCGGCUGGCGCUGGUGGAGCAGGAAGAGACCCAGGAGCAGCUGGAUCAGGUUCUGGAGGAGAGACAGGAUCAGAUCCAGGCCCUCGCUGACGAGGUUGGGAAACUGAGGAGCUUGUUGGGGAACCAGGAUGCUGGGGAAGUCAUGCCCUCCCUGAGAGAGAGACGAUCAGAUGACUUCAAACUAGCCAAUCAGGAAGCAGCUCGGGCUCAAGAGAGUUUGAAGCUGAGCACAGAGAAGCACCAGGCUGACAGGAGAAAGUGGCUGGAGGAGAAGAUGGUUCUGAUUCGCCAGGCCAAGGAGACGGAGGACAAGAGGAACCAGGAAAUUAGAAAGUUUGCAGAGGACAGAGAAAAAAACUCCAGGCAUCAACGUCAAAUGGAGGCCCUCUCUGCCACGCUGCAUGAGAAGGAGCAGGACAUGGAGAGGUGGAGGAUGGAGAGAGACACCCUUGUGGCGGCUCUGGAGGUCCAGUUGCAGAAGCUCCUCUCGAGCAACGCUGAAAAGGACAAACUCAUCGCCUCGCUCUCCUGCAGUAACUCAUCUCAACCACCAGAGACCCAGCUCGAUGAGCCUGUGAGCGAGGGCAUGACACCCCUCAGCGAAGGCAGCCAACAGCUCCCAGCAGCCAGCUGCACCAGGACCUCAGUCAGCAGCAGCCAGGGGAACCCCUCGGUGCUGGACUCGUCCCAGAUCUCCACGGAGAACGGGAGGACGAGCCGCUUCCCCAAGCCCGAGCUGGAGAUCUCCUUCAGUCCGCUGCAGCCCAACCGCAUGGCGCUGCGCCGGCAGGGCCAGGACGAGGUCACCGUCAAGAUCACCCGCUCGGCACGCAAGAGGAAGAGCACAGAGCCGGACAAGAAAGGCAACAAGAUCGCUAAAUCUAAAAAGAAACCCCACACCGCUCAGGAUGAGGUAGAGAACGAAAACCGGAGAAACACCAGAACCAGACUGACCCCUAAACUGGCCCCUCACCAGGAGGAGUGGGGAUCUCCAGCUGGCAGCAGUGGACACCAGUGCUCCAUGCAGCUCCAGGACUCCCAGUCCAGCCUUCGUAGCAGGAAGGAGGGGACCCUCCAGAAGAUAGGAGACUUCCUCCACAGCUCUCCCAACCUGUUCGGCAGCAAGGCUAAAAAGAUCAUGAAGCUCGUCAGCGGGCGGUCUCCAGACCCAGACGGGGGGUCGUCCCUCAGCGCCAGACCCAAGAAGCCCAAAAGGGCUUUGUACCACCCCGAGAUCUCGUCCCCCAUGGACCUGCCGCCCCACGCGAUCAUCAACAGAGACCCAGAGGAGAAGGAGAGCGACCGCCUGAUCAUCAAGAGAAGACUCCGCUCUAGGACUGGCAAAUGAAGACCACAGCUCAUCCCUCGGCUCCUCCUCCCUGUUCAGUUCUCUUCUUCCCCUGCACUCUCCUCGGUCUACGUUUCCCUUUCCUCUACACCUUUCCUUCUGCUCCUGUCGCCAUUCCUCCCUCUUUCUUCCUCCCGCUGUUCCUCUCUGCAGUGUCUGACAGGAAGGGGAGGAGUCACCUGGUGGGACUCAGUGGGAUAAAGUGUUUCUGUUGAUGAGAGUAUUAUUGAGGCGGAUUAGCCCUGCAUAUUGUACUGUAUUUUUGAUUACCGUACCACUUAACUCGCACUAAUCUCCAAACGUAUUUUGUUUUAGCUCAGAAAAUUUUACAUAUCUGAAAUCACAUGCACUUUUCUUCUUUCUUGCAUUGAGUAGUUUAUAUCAUUUAUAUAUUAUUGUAUUCUUAUGUAAUGGUGCACAUAAAAAAAAGAUCUUUAGGGACACUAAUUUGUCUGUAAUUUGAUUGUACUAGACUGGCUAUAUUCAUUUCUACGUUAUAGAGAAACUUUAUAAGAGACUAUGUUUGAAUUAUCAAAUGACCAUUCCAUUUAUUUUGUAGUCUUAUGAUUAACAUCCAUUCGGUGAUUAGAAUGUGUUAAUUUCUUAAAUAUACCCAAAUGUCUUUUUGUAAGAGUUUUGUCUUAUAGUUCCUCAGUUUGUCAUUUGUAACAUUACUAAUGCACAUACAUACCAAGAUGGUUAAAUAAACAGCCUAUGUAGCCUGGCA
Messenger RNA from Osmerus eperlanus (European smelt), 6860 nucleotides. RefSeq names its product kinesin family member 20Ba (gene kif20ba). Lineage: Eukaryota; Metazoa; Chordata; Actinopteri; Osmeriformes; Osmeridae. Gene Ontology annotation, biological process: microtubule-based movement; spindle elongation; mitotic spindle assembly. The transcript has 33 exons. The coding region runs from base 107 to 6133 and encodes 2008 amino acids. Gene Ontology annotation, molecular function: microtubule binding; plus-end-directed microtubule motor activity; ATP hydrolysis activity. Gene Ontology annotation, cellular component: spindle microtubule; kinesin complex; nucleus. The record is from RefSeq and is a predicted model, not a curated record.